Mitosporidium daphniae is the source of this 369-nucleotide messenger RNA. RefSeq lists its product as uncharacterized. The coding region runs from base 1 to 369 and encodes 122 amino acids. NCBI's taxonomy places the organism in Eukaryota, Fungi, Microsporidia. The record is from RefSeq and is a predicted model, not a curated record. Gene Ontology annotation, biological process: ribosomal small subunit assembly; maturation of SSU-rRNA from tricistronic rRNA transcript (SSU-rRNA, 5.8S rRNA, LSU-rRNA). The transcript has 2 exons. Gene Ontology annotation, cellular component: small-subunit processome; Pwp2p-containing subcomplex of 90S preribosome.
AUGAAACUAGCCUACAAGCUUUCGGCUGUUUGCGGAGUUUCUUAUAGUGCUGGAAAUAUAGAGUUCGGGCCAGAAGAUACAACAAUAUUAUCCCCUGUUGGGACUCGUAUUUCAAAGUUCGAUUGUUCGGCAACAUCGCCUUCUCUCAUGACUUUUCCAUUCGAAACGCGCCAGCAGAUUAAUGCAAUGCACAUUUCGCCAAAUGGGAAAUUUGUUCUUGCCAUUGAGAAACGUAUUGUCCCAAAUGAUUUAUCUUUUUCUGUAGACGGAAAGGCAGUUUUUGCCAACUAUGCCUCUGGGCAGAUUCUUUCGCGCAUGAAUUUCAAGCAUCCCGUCAGCGUGGUGAAAUUUUCGCCAGAUUCCAGGUAG